CCUUUUUAUGGGGCGGCCUCUCUGUUUUUUCAGCGUUCCGUUAUCGUCGCCUGUGAGCCUUAAGUUGAACAUGUGGCAGGCGCGUAGAUUGUCUUCACGUGACAGUCUGGUGGUCUUCUUCUGGAAAGUGCUGAUCAGGAGAGAAUAAAAAGAAAUACUACGAUGAUCUGAUGGUUGCGGGUGUGCCAGUGCACGGAAGAGAUAGUGUGGAGGAGCAGCAGCUGAUAUUUCAUGCCGCGUUACUGUCAACGUGGACCAAGGCCGGCCUCAGCUCCUCUCCGUUGCUCGCCUCUCGUCUCCGACCGUCCUCUCCGUCGCUCGCCUCUCGUCUCCGACCGUCCUCAGACCAUCAGGCACAUGAUCGAGGACGACUGCGCCGACAACGGGAUCCCCCUCCCCAACGUCACCAGCAAGAUCCUCGCCAAGGUCGUCGAGUACUGCAAGAAGCACGUUGAGGCCGCCGCCGAGAGCAAGUCCGAGGACCGCCCCUCCCCCGCCACCGCCGUCGAGGACGAACUCAAGGCGUGGGACGCUGAUUUCGUCAAGGUCGAUCAGGCCACGCUCUUCGAUCUGAUUCUGGUCGGUCAGUUGCUGCUCUCUUAGAACCCUAAUUGCUGAAAUUUCAAUUGAUUGUUUGUGAUGUCGACGUUUCUCAUAACUUCGAUAAUUGCAGAGGCCGGUAAAUUUGUGAUGAACAUAUGUUUUUUGGUGGAUGAGUUAUGAGUGUUGUUCUUG
Messenger RNA from Punica granatum (pomegranate), 735 nucleotides. NCBI's taxonomy places the organism in Eukaryota, Viridiplantae, Streptophyta, Magnoliopsida, Myrtales, Lythraceae. The record is from RefSeq and is a predicted model, not a curated record.